Messenger RNA from Prunus armeniaca (apricot), 1083 nucleotides. The record is from the annotation of a GenBank genome assembly. NCBI's taxonomy places the organism in Eukaryota, Viridiplantae, Streptophyta, Magnoliopsida, Rosales, Rosaceae.
AUGGCGUCGAUGAUGUUCACGGACUGCUCGUCCUCCACCACCGCUCGGCUCCUCCCCUUCAGACACAACCCUCUCCUCUGCAGAAAUAACGGCGUCGUUUCCCUUCGUCGCCUCGUAAACCUUAGCUCUCCCAGAAGCCUCCGCCUUCACUCCUCUUCUUCACUCUCUCCAUCACCCACUGCUUCAUUGGCAACUGAAACACCGGCUAAAGUGAUUGAUGGAAAAUCAGUUGCGAAGCAAAUCAGAGAUGAGAUCAAUGCUGAAGUGGCGAGAAUGAAGGAUGCAAUUGGAAUUGUUCCAGGUUUAGCAGUUAUUCUUGUCGGGGACAGGAAGGACUCUGCCACUUAUGUGCGCAACAAGAAAAAAGCUUGUGAUUCUGUCGGGAUUAAUUCAUUUGAAGUGCGUUUGCCGGAGGAUUCCACAGAACAAGAAGUGCUCAAAUUCAUCUCGAACUUCAAUGAUGACUCCUCAGUUCAUGGCAUCCUUGUUCAGUUACCUCUGCCUCCUCAUAUGAAUGAGCAAAACAUCUUAAAUGCCGUUAGCAUUGAGAAAGAUGUGGAUGGGUUUCACCCGCUAAAUAUUGGUCGUCUUGCCAUGCGUGGAAGGGACCCCUUGUUUGUGCCUUGUACACCAAAAGGGUGCAUAGAGUUGUUGCAUAGGUAUGGUGUACCUAUCAAAGGAAAGAGAGCAGUUGUAAUUGGACGGAGCAAUAUUGUUGGGAUGCCAGCUGCUUUAUUGCUGCAGAGGGAAGAUGCUACAAUCAGUAUAGUCCAUUCCCGAACCAAGAAUCCUGAGGAGAUCACAAGACAAGCAGAUAUCAUAAUCUCAGCUGUAGGGCAACCAAAUAUGGUGAGGGGUAGCUGGAUUAAACCUGGUGCAGUGAUUAUUGAUGUCGGAAUAAAUCCAGUUGAGGAUGAAAAGAGCCCUCGAGGUUAUCGGCUGGUUGGAGAUGUCUGCUAUGAGGAGGCCAGCCAGAUUGCUUCAGCAAUUACUCCAGUACCUGGGGGAGUGGGUCCAAUGACAAUAGCAAUGCUUCUCUCUAAUACUCUCGUAUCAGCAAAAAGGGUACACAACUUCCAGUGA